AUGAUCAGACAAAGGAUAGACUCUGAUGAUGUCAUCACACGAGACGAGCAGAUUUACCUCCUGAUUGGUCCCCGUGCCAAGUGUGAGAGGAUAAUCCAUUCCCAGCUGGCCAUAGUCAAAGAAGAUGACUGUGUACCGGAGUGGGAUGGGAUUAUCUGCUGGCCCAGAGGGAAGCCUAGUCAGCUGGUCUCGGUUCUAUGUCCAGAAUACAUCUACGACUUCAACCACAGAGGUCAGGCCUAUCGUCAGUGUGAUGCCUCAGGGAACUGGGAGCAGGUGCCUAGCAUCAACCGCACCUGGGCCAACUACACUGAGUGUACCACCUACCUAUUGUCUAGCCAUAGAAGCCAGGAAGAGGAGGUGUUUGAGCGGCUACACUUGAUGUACACCAUUGGCUACUCCAUCUCUCUGGUAUCCCUACUGGUGGCUGUCUCGAUUCUCUGCUACUUCAAGCGUCUCCACUGUACACGGAACUACAUCCACAUUCACCUCUUCACCUCCUUUGUGUUUCGGGCCAUCAGUAUCUUUGUGAAGGAUGCUGUCCUCUAUGCCAUGUCUGACGACGGAAAGACUGAAGCAGAGGAGUUGGCAGAGAGACCCCAUAUGGUGGGCUGUAAGGUGGCCGUUACUCUCUUCCUGUAUUUCCUGGCGACCAAUCACUACUGGAUCCUGGUGGAGGGGCUGUACCUGCACAGCCUCAUCUUCAUGGCCUUCCUCUCAGACAAGAACUACCUGUGGGCGCUCACCAUCAUCGGCUGGGGUGUCCCUGCAGUGUUCGUGUCCAUUUGGGUCAGUGUGCGAGCAUCACUGGCAGACACUCAGUGUUGGGACAUCAGUGCGGGAAAUCUGAAGUGGAUCUAUCAAGUCCCAAUUCUUGCAGCCAUUGUAGUGAACUUCUUCCUGUUCCUCAACAUCAUACGAGUGUUGGCCUCUAAGCUGUGGGAGACCAACACAGGCAAACUGGACCCCCGUCAGCAGUACAGGAAGCUGUUGAAAUCCACCCUUGUCCUGAUGCCCUUGUUUGGAGUGCACUAUAUGGUGUUUAUGGCUCUACCCUACACUGAGGUUACGGGCCUGUUGUGGCAGGUGCAGAUGCACUACGAGAUGUUCUUCAACUCUUCCCAGGGAUUCUUUGUGGCAUUCAUCUACUGUUUCUGCAAUGGGGAGGUGCAGGCGGAGGUAAAGAAGGCAUGGCUACGGCGGAGCCUGGCCUUGGACCUCAAACAGAAGACCCGGGUGACCAGCAGUGGGGGCGGGGGCAGCUGCUACUAUGGCGGCAUGAUGUCACACACCACCACCCACAGCGUGAGUCUGACUGUGGCCAAUCCCAGAGGAAUGUCCCUGAAUGGGGCAGGGGCCUCCGGGAUGGGAGGAGCUGGGGGAAGCAAUGGGGGAGGGGGAAGCAGGCAGCCACGCCUCACCUCCUCCUUCCACCCCCUCACCAACCUGCCAGGCUACGUGCCCAGCAACACUGAGACCCCCAGGCAGAAACUUGUUAUUUGGAGGCCUGGGGUGGGGGCUGGAGCUGAGGCCGGUGUUAGUGCCUUUCCCAGGAACCCCAGGGCUGCUAGCGAGGGGAUCCAAGGGGGUGGUGGUGGAUCCAAGACAGAGCCUGCAGUCUCUGUGCCCCAGCAGUUGGGUGACGAGGACCCCUGCUGCUCUUUGUCUCUAAAGGAACUAGAGACCAUCUUGUGA
Oncorhynchus masou masou (cherry salmon) is the source of this 1695-nucleotide messenger RNA. RefSeq names its product parathyroid hormone 3 receptor (gene pth3r). Lineage: Eukaryota; Metazoa; Chordata; Actinopteri; Salmoniformes; Salmonidae. The record is from RefSeq and is a predicted model, not a curated record. Gene Ontology annotation, molecular function: parathyroid hormone receptor activity; G protein-coupled peptide receptor activity; peptide hormone binding. The transcript is spliced from 13 exons. Gene Ontology annotation, cellular component: plasma membrane. The coding region runs from base 1 to 1695 and encodes 564 amino acids. Gene Ontology annotation, biological process: cell surface receptor signaling pathway; adenylate cyclase-modulating G protein-coupled receptor signaling pathway.